ACGCAUCACAUCAAUCAAAAUGCCUACCAGACUCACCAAGACCCGCAAGCACCGCGGUCACGUUUCGGCCGGUCAUGGUCGUGUCGGAAAGGCGAGAAAGCAUCCCGGUGGUCGCGGUAUGGCUGGUGGUCAGCACCACCACCGCACCAACUUGGACAAGUACCAUCCCGGUUACUUCGGAAAGGUCGGUAUGAGAUACUUCCACAAGCUCCAGAACCAGUUCUGGAAGCCGGUCAUCAACCUCGACAAGCUCUGGUCUCUCGUCCCAAUCGAGCAGCGCGAGAAGUACCUCGCCAACAAGUCCGCCGACACCGCUCCAGUCCUCGACCUCCUCCCUCUCGGCUACAGCAAGGUCCUCGGAAAGGGUCGUCUCCCUCAGGUCCCGAUCAUCGUCCGCGCCCGCUACGUCAGCAAGGACGCCGAGCGCAAGAUCAAGGAGGCCGGCGGUGUUGUUCAGCUCGUCGCUUAGAUGCGUCUUGCUCGACACUAACACAACCACAAAAAGAGCUCAGAGUGAACGAAGCUGCAUGACAACGGCGUUUUGGUGGUGGGAUGUCUUUUCAAAUGGACAUGCAAGAGAGAAAAGAGCAACGGCGUCGGAGCCGGUGGGCCACGAGAACAUCACUCGGCGGCAUGGAUACCCAUAUACCCUCUCAUCAGCGUGGUGGCUGAGAGAUGUCUUCUGCCAAACGUCGAUAGACAAAAUGCAAGCAUCUCUG
Messenger RNA from Zymoseptoria tritici IPO323, 719 nucleotides. RefSeq names its product 60S ribosomal protein L28. Lineage: Eukaryota; Fungi; Ascomycota; Dothideomycetes; Mycosphaerellales; Mycosphaerellaceae. Gene Ontology annotation, cellular component: cytosolic large ribosomal subunit; ribosome. The record is from RefSeq and is a predicted model, not a curated record. The transcript is spliced from 3 exons. Gene Ontology annotation, molecular function: structural constituent of ribosome. Gene Ontology annotation, biological process: translation. The coding region runs from base 20 to 469 and encodes 149 amino acids.